Zophobas morio is the source of this 3937-nucleotide messenger RNA. RefSeq names its product xanthine dehydrogenase-like. Gene Ontology annotation, molecular function: FAD binding; oxidoreductase activity; 2 iron, 2 sulfur cluster binding. The coding region runs from base 28 to 3855 and encodes 1275 amino acids. Lineage: Eukaryota; Metazoa; Arthropoda; Insecta; Coleoptera; Tenebrionidae. The transcript is spliced from 18 exons. The record is from RefSeq and is a predicted model, not a curated record.
AUAUUGAUGAAACGUAUUAGGUGAAACAUGGGAGCUUCUCAGUCAUCAUUAGAUAAUGAGAAGACUUUUUGUGGGAUUAAAAGAGUCCAAGAAGUAAAGUUCUAUUUGCAUGGAAAAGAACAUAUUGUAACAAGCGAAAAUAUUACUCCCAAUAUGAGUUUAAACUCAUAUUUAAGAAAUAUUCAAAACAUGUACGGUACCAAAGGUAUGUGUUUUGAAGGGGGUUGUGGUGCCUGUGUUGUCGUCUUGCAAAGUAAAGAUCCCAUCACCAACAAAGAUAUUUACCUAGCUGUCAAUUCGUGUUUAACUCCACUUUUGUCAUGCAAUGGGUGGAAUAUUUUUACGAUCGAAGGCAUAGGAAAUUCUCUUAAAGGGUACCACCUUAUACAAAAAGUACUAGCAAAGUUUAAUGGUACUCAGUGUGGUUUUUGUUCUCCUGGAAUGGUGAUGAACAUGUACGCUUUAUAUGAAUCUGGAAAACUAACCAUGAAAGAUGUUGAAGACUCAUUUAGUGGAAAUCUUUGCCGUUGUACGGGUUAUAGAUCAAUCCUCUCAGCAUUCAAGUCGCUUUGCGCGGACGCCACUCCAGAAAUAGUGGGGGAAUGUCCAGAUAUAGAAGAUUUUGCUCGUUGCUAUAAAGAGAAAUGUGCUAAUAAAUGUACGAAUUGUCCCAAUGUGGCACAUGAAGCAUUUCUACUUGAUUUUUUUGAUUCCCAUUGGAUUAAAGUACAUACUAUAAAAGAUAUCAUAAUUCUACUAAACACCAACAGCACAAGUUAUCGACUAGUAGCAGGAAAUACUGCUCAAGGAGUGUAUCCAUCAUAUAAAGAAAAGGUUUUGUUGUAUAUAGACAUUACGGCUGUUCCUGAGUUACAAGCACGUAGUGCCCAAAAUGAUGUUUGCGUUUUAGGAGCAAACAAUACUCUGACUAACACCAUAGAAUUUUUUUACGAAGUAGCGAAAAAAUUUACCGGUUUUGCUUAUUUGGAAGCCGUAGCUGACCACAUUAGCUUAGUUGCAAAUGUCCCAGUGCGAAAUAGGGGAACUAUCGCUGGAAAUUUAAUGAUAAAGCACGAUCACCAUGACUUUCCCUCAGAUAUUUUUCUAGUGUUGGAGACUGUAGGUGCAAUUCUUACAAUUGUUGAUAUAGACGGAACUGAAAUACAACUCAGUCCACAAAGCUUUAUCAACUAUGAUAUGAAAGCAACACCGGCGUUGCUAAAAACCGUCACUUUAAAAUCGUUUCCUGACACAGCAAAAUAUAUCAGUUAUAAAAUAAUGCCACGAGCGCAAAACGUUCAUGCAUUAGUCAACGCGGGUUUUUUGUUCCAAUUUGACAGCAACAAUGUUGUACAGAACGCCACCAUCAUCUAUGGAAACAUAAAUUUGGAAUUUGUACAUGCCGCAGCAACAGAAAAUUUACUAAAAGGAAAACACUUAUUUGACAAUUCUGUUCUUGAACAAGCUUACACAAGUCUAGCUAGUGAAAUCAAGCCCGAUGUUAGACCACCAGACCCAUCCCCGAAAUUUAGGCAACAAUUAUCAAUAUCCCUUUUCUACAAGGCAAUACUUAGUACCGCUCCCGUUGGUAAAAUAUCAUCUAGAAAUAAAUCUGGAGGACAGGUACUACAGCGACCUAUUUCUACGGGGGCUCAAGACUAUCAAACCAACGAAUCUCUAUACCCUCUUACUGAGGAUAUACCAAAAAUUGAAGCCCUUCCUCAGACUGCUGGGAUAGCACAAUACGUGAUAGAUUUACCCGACUUACCGUAUCAGUUGCAUGGUGCUCUAGUUCUAGCCGAAGCUCCUCCAAAUUCAGAAAUUAACACCAUUAACCCCAACAAAGCACUGAGCAUCGACGGUGUUACAGCCUUUUUCACUAAAAAUGAUAUACCAGGCGACAACGUCUUCACUCCAAUAAUCAAUGGUAUCACUUCUAAGGAAGAAAUAUUUUGUGACGGAACAGUCAAAUUUUACGACCAACCUCUAGGAAUCAUCGUUGGCACAAAUCGGGAAGUUGUCAACGAAGCUGCCAAAUUAGUUGAAGUGACUUACGUUCUUCCUGAUACAGAGCCGUUACUUACCAGUCGUCAGAUAUUGCAACAAGGAAGAAAAGACCGAAUUAGGUAUUAUAAAACAUUGCAGCCUUCCAGAAAGGGUAAUGACGUUAAACACGUCAUAAAGGGUACUGUCGAUCUCUAUCAUCAGUACCACUUCCAUAUGGAAACGCACUGUUGUCAGGUCGUACCAAAUGAAGACGGCCUCGUCGUUUACUCAUCAACACAGUGGAUGGAUGUAAUACAAAUUGCUAUAGCUAAAAUGUUGAACAUCCCACAACACAGAGUUGAAGUGAUCAUUCGUCGUUGUGGCGGUGCCUUUGGUGCUAAGAUAACUAGAGCAACUUUAAUUGCGUGUGCUGCUGCUUUAGUAGCGUGGAAAUUAAAAAAACCUGUGAGAAUGUGGUUAGAAUUGAAGCCUAACAUGUCCGCGAUAGGUAAGCGGUACCCAUUUUCCGCAGACUACGAAGUCGGUGUUAAUGACUCAGGUGUUAUUCAGUACCUCAAGUCUAGUUUAUACAGAGACACAGGUUAUCAGUUUGACGAAGAUACAACGUUUUUGUUAGAGGGAAUGUUAAAGACGAUGUACAUGUCUGAGACAUUCUUGAUUGAUAUAAAUUACACACUGACAGAUACCCAUGUGAAUACUUGGAUGAGAGGUCCCGGUUCCAUAGAAGGGUUUGGAUUUUUAGAAAGCAUCAUGGAUCACAUCGCUUAUACUAUUAAUGCAGACCCUUUGCAAGUACGACUGCUGAAUUUAUCCGAUCGCACUCCAGUUGCUAGAUAUUUCUCUGAACUUAAAACGUGGGCUGACAUCGAUAACAGAAAAUCUGCAAUAUUGACUUUUAAUAAGGAAAAUCGUUGGAAGAAAAAAGGAAUAGCUGUCAAUGCUUUUAGUUUCGAUAUGAACCCAAUGGGUCCUUAUUUAUCUACUGUUUCUAUUUUGCAUAGCGACGGAUCUGUACAAAUUUCGCACAGUGGAGUUGAACUAGGGCAAGGUAUUAACACAAAGGCGGCUCAAGUUUGUGCUUUUAAGUUCAGUAUACCCCUAGAAAAGGUGCGAGUACUUCCGAGUAACAGUUUUGUGUCUGCUAAUUCUAACACGACGGCAGCUAGUCUCACUUCGGACGCCAUUUGCUAUGGAGUUGCCCAAGCUUGUGACGAAUUGUUAGCGCGGAUUAGCCCCUACAGAACAAAGGGUGCAAAAUGGGAAGAUGUUAUAAACCAAUGUCAAAAAAACUUCGUUAAACUUACCGCAACCGGAAUCUAUUCACCUAAAGAACCGAAUGUGAAAAAAUAUUCAGUCUAUGCAUCUUGUGCUGUAGAAGUUGAAGUUGAUAUCUUAACCGGACAACAUUUAGUUAACCGAGUUGACCUGAUUGAAGACACUGGAAUUUCUUUAAGUCCCAAGAUUGACAUAGGUCAGAUUGAGGGUGCUUUCAUUAUGGGUUUGGGGUACUUCACGACUGAAAAAAUCGUUUUUAACUAUGAAGGAAAAAUACUUACGAAUAACACUUGGACUUACUACGUACCCGGGGCUAAAGACAUACCAGUUAAAUUCAACGUAAAGUUGCCGAAAAAUAAUCCGAAUCCAGUGGGUGUACUACAAUCAAAAGGAACCGGAGAGCCUGCUAUAUGUUUUGGAUUCACGGUAGCCUUGGCCAUCAGAAAUGCGUUAGCUUCAGCCAGGGUCGAUGCGUCAGCUUCUAAUUCCAAGUGGUACCCUGUUGAUGGUGUAACCGAUGUCGAAAACGCAUUUAUGAAUAGUCUAAAUGAUCCUUCUCAAUAUAUUUUAUAAAAAGUACUGUUCAUACUAUAGUGUUCGUUACUAUUGUUGUACCUACUAUAUUAAAUAAAUAAACAAAUUACGGGAAACAAAA